Dendroctonus ponderosae (mountain pine beetle) is the source of this 1991-nucleotide messenger RNA. RefSeq names its product cyclin-K. Bases 815 to 1957 code for a protein of 380 amino acids. The record is from RefSeq and is a predicted model, not a curated record. Gene Ontology annotation, molecular function: cyclin-dependent protein serine/threonine kinase activator activity. The transcript has 3 exons. Gene Ontology annotation, cellular component: nucleus; cyclin/CDK positive transcription elongation factor complex. NCBI's taxonomy places the organism in Eukaryota, Metazoa, Arthropoda, Insecta, Coleoptera, Curculionidae. Gene Ontology annotation, biological process: positive regulation of DNA-templated transcription, elongation; regulation of transcription by RNA polymerase II.
AUACAACGGGAGCCUCUACCAGGACAGUCGCUCCGCGAUUAGGACCGACAUCACGUUAUAGAAAAUCUCAUAACAAACAUUUCUCCUACAGAUUUUUUGAAAAAAUGCCGUUUUCCACUACUUUUUAUCCUCUGAAAGUCGCCAAUUUUUAUGAUUGACACCAUGAUAGUCCCGCUCUCGGCUUUUUGAAGUGCUCUUAAAAUAUGGGGCAAAAAUUUAUUUCCGUAGAUUUAAGCCACAAUUUAGUGGGUCAAAUUACGAAUUCGAUGACUCAAGGCGAAAAUUAGCUAGAUAUAAAGUACAUGAGCUGCCGAAAUUGAUCUGCUGCGGUCAAAAAGUAACGAAUUUCCGCGUGUUGCAGCUUUGUUUCUCUAAACAAUUUGAAAUCAGGCACAAUAUAAUGUAAUUUCCGGCACCAAAUUAAAAAAAAACUUUCAAAUGCGCAUAAAUGCAAAAUAUUCCCUCAGCAUUCUAAUCAUGGAUUCUAGUACAUACCUCAAUUUGAGAUGGAAUGCUAAACACGAUCUCUCGGGCACUUUGGCAACGCCGCCGCAAAACUCAACUAGGUUACGUCUCGAUGACACCAAAAACUACGGUUAUAAUCCGCCCUCAUCAUCGAAGUCACUCGCACAGAACAUACCCCAUAAGGGAUACUCGUCUUUAUCUAUGAUAAGGGAUAGAACAUAGGGUUUUGUGGUCACUCGUGUUUAUCUAUGAUCGAAGUCGGCGAAGCUUGUAAAUUAUCUGCAGAGCAUCAGAGGGUGGUAAUCUGUGGAGAUAAUUGCCUCAACGCGUGCAAAGUGCAGUAUUUACAAUGCCCGGCUGGUACUACGAUAAGAAGGAGUUGCGGAACACGCCGUCUGCCACCGCGGGGCUGGACUUCAAAACCGAAAUGCGAUAUCGAAAGGAAGGUGCUCGCUUCAUCAUCGACACUGGGAUGAAGAUGGACUUGGGGUACAACACGACAGCAACAGGCGUGGUGUAUUUCCAUCGCUUCUACAUGUUCCACUCGUUCCAACAGUUCCCACGAUACGUUACGGCCUGUUGCUGCCUGUUCCUGGCCGGGAAGGUAGAGGAGACGCCCAAGAAGUGCAAGGACAUCAUCAAGAUUGCCAGGACCUUGCUACCCGACCACAAAUUCACCACCUUUGGGUGCGAUCCCAAAGAAGAAGUGAUGACCCUGGAGCGGAUUCUGCUCCAGACCAUCAAGUUCGAUCUUCAGGUUGAGCAUCCUUACCAGUUUCUGCUCAAGUACGCUAAAUGUUUGAAAGGCGACAAGGCCAAGCUGCAGAAGAUGGUUCAGAUGGCAUGGACCUUUGUCAACGACAGCCUUUGCACUACGCUAUGCCUUCAGUGGGAACCCGAGAUUAUUGCAGUUGCGCUAAUGUAUCUCGCGGGUAAGCUUAGCAAAUUUGAAGUGAUGGAUUGGGUGGGGCGCAGUGCCAAGCACCUGCGAUGGUGGGACAUGUUUGUCGAAGACGUCACCAUGGAUCUCCUGGAGGACAUCUGCCAUCAGGUCCUAGACCUCUACUCGCAGCCGGCGGCCGCAAAAUCGCCGCCCGAAAGCCCCCCAUUGUCGGGCGAAAAGGCGCCGAUAUCGCCAAAAAAUGCCGCGAAUGGCAACGAGAGAACGCAAAUCUCGCCGGAACAGCCGCCGGUCCCUGCACUGCCACGGCUUCCACCACCUGCCGAUGUGCCCCAAUUUCCCUACCAGACCUUCACGCACGCACCGCCCCCACUGGCUUCGUAUGCCCCAGUGUCGUUUCCAGCACCGCCUGUCAAUACGCCGCCGCCCGCGCCCCCUCACAUCGCUGGCCCGCCACCCAACGUUUUUCCGCCCUACGUCAACCAUCCGCCGCCUUUUCCCGCAGUGGGGCCCCCACCGCCCUACUUCGGCAACGGCCUGCCGCCCUCACAAAGUCAGCAUCCUCAUCGACAGUACUUUCAACCUUCGUAAUAUUAAGAUUUAUCAAUAAAUUAGUAUCGUUGUU